ACCGUUUGAUCAUUGCUUACAAGAGGCUUUUAUUGUUUUUAAAUGGACUCAGUUGUACAGUAGCUGCAGAUAAGCAAGAGAGUGAUAAAAGCGCAGGGUUUCUACUAUCUGUUUGUAUUAGACUUUUGAAGGAUCAAGCCAUGUUGACUCCUCUUACAGGCUUUCAGACUCAGAUAGCUGCCAUCAUGGACACACUGAGUAAAACAGCAGUGUUAGAGAUCAGUAAACUAGUAGAAAUCGAGUGUAAAGUUUUGAUAUCGGAGUUAAACAGCAGUAAGCAGGAAGCAGAGUUUCUGAGGAAGAGACUGCAGCUGAUGGAGAAACACAUGCAGCUGAAUACCAUACACAACCAGGAGUUUAUAAACACUGCAUCUGCACCAGUACCAUCACUACAUGAUGCUGAAGUUUCACCCAGAACAGAGACUCGAUCAGCUGUUAAAAGAGAGACUGACCUGCAGCAGUUGGAUGGAUGUGAUGCAGCUUUAGCAGACACUCACGUGGCUGCUAAAAAGGAUCAACCUGACAGAGACAAGCUGCAUGACAGUCUACCACAGCAUCAACUGGAAAAACAGUCUACUGUAGUAAUUAUCAAACAGGAGCUGAAUGGAGUGGAUUCACUGAAUAGCAAAACAGCAAGGCAAAAUACACAGGAGCAAGCUUGUGUAACUGGCUCCACUACUGCUAAAGAAAUACCCAUCAAGCCUCGAAUGAAUAAACCUGCUGAUACAAGAACCCAAGCAGUGAAGAGCACUUCAGUUCAACCACUGGACAGAACCUCAUCUGGAAAGAAACUGGAUGCAUCCAAUGGACCUGCUGUACAAGUACAAUCAAGCUCAAACACCAAAAUAAGUUACAGUACUGCUGCACCUAAUCAUCUUUCACCAAAACCAGUUAAAAGUAGCACCAGCUCCAGAUUUCUGGGUGAAAAACGGUUUAUUUGCCCACUUUGUGGAAAAUGCUUUAAGUGUUCCAGUCAGCUAGAAAUACAUAAGCGGAGUCACACCGGGGAGAAACCGUACCGGUGCUCACUGUGUGGGAAGAGAUAUGCACAGAAGGGACAUCUGUACACCCACCAGCGCACACAUACUGGAGAGAAGCCAUAUCGCUGCGGCCUCUGCGGGAAAGGUUUUAUCCAGAAGUGUUCACUGGACAUGCACCAGCUCACCCACACUGGAGAAAAACCCUUCGUCUGUGUCAAAUGUGGCAAAGGGUUUACGAAAAAAUUCAAUCUGAACAAACACUUAGCUUUACAUUUUGAUCCCACUGGAAGUCUGCAUGUGGAUUCAGGUCUGUAUGAGCGUAACACCAGAUAACGGCUGGAAAAAAAAACCUAGACUUUGUGGUACUGACAUUUAUAAAUGGUUUACUUGCAGCCAAGUAAGAACAGGUAAAGGUAAAUGUAGUCAUUUCUGGAAUAAAAAAUGUGAGCCAUAAUUAACUGUGGUUAGGCAGUAAUCAUAAUUAGAAAAUGAAUUUUUAGAAAAGUUGAUUAGCAGGUCUACUGAGAUGUCAAACGUCAGCACAUAGGAUUUAUGUUGUUUGUACACAAGAUUUUUAAUUAAAUACAAAUAUGCCUCAAAAGGUCCAACUGUGUAUUAUUUGUUUGUGGUUCAUGAGAAGGUGGGUGAGGCCCACUAGGGGUCCCACUGUAUUAU
Messenger RNA from Trichomycterus rosablanca, 1655 nucleotides. Its product is annotated as zinc finger protein 239. Gene Ontology annotation, molecular function: RNA polymerase II transcription regulatory region sequence-specific DNA binding; DNA-binding transcription factor activity, RNA polymerase II-specific. Bases 141 to 1313 code for a protein of 390 amino acids. Gene Ontology annotation, biological process: urogenital system development; regulation of transcription by RNA polymerase II; embryo development. Lineage: Eukaryota; Metazoa; Chordata; Actinopteri; Siluriformes; Trichomycteridae. The transcript is spliced from 4 exons. Gene Ontology annotation, cellular component: nucleus. The record is from RefSeq and is a predicted model, not a curated record.